GGCGCUUAUUUCUGCUUAGAGCUCGCCGUUGAGCAUGGCGAGCGCCCAUCUUUCGACUCCGUACUCCUCCUCUCCAUUCUCAGAUUCACUACAGUCCCUACACUUAGUUCUUUAGCUCUUAUACCCUCUAUUUGCUAAGAGAGUAUGGCUCAAGCGUCCCUUCCUCCCCUCAAUCCAUUACUGAAAGUCAGCGGCAAGAGGACGCAUGCUGUCUUCGCGUCAAGCAUAGAUGAUAACCUGAAGGAUGAGGAGAAAAGUGCACGCAUACGGUUGUCUGUAAAGAUUCAAGAUGAAUACGCGGAUUACAAAGAGCUGCCCGCUCCAUUACUCGCCCAGCAGGGCCCUGUAGGGCCGUCAAGACCAAAAGAACAGAGGAAGAUGAUUACAGCUGGUCCAUCAUCGGACGCCAGUAAGAUAAUUGCUACUAUCGACAACACUCCAACACCCCAGCCAUCCACGUUCACCUCAUCAAGUAAUCUCUCAAAAGCCCUCCAGCUGCACAAAACUACGCGAACAAUCAAACCUACAUUCCAUCCACCAUGGAAACUCAUGCGUGUUAUCUCUGGACACUUGGGUUGGGUACGGAGUGUUGCUGUGGAGCCAGGAAAUCAAUGGUUCGCGACAGGUGCAGGAGACCGUGUAAUCAAAAUUUGGGAUCUGGCGUCAGGAGAGCUGAAGUUGUCGUUGACGGGACAUAUAUCCACUGUGCGUGGACUAGCCGUGUCAUCGCGGCACCCGUAUUUGUUCUCGUGUGGUGAGGAUAAGAUGGUGAAAUGUUGGGAUCUUGAAGCAAAUAAGGUUAUCCGACAUUAUCAUGGUCAUUUAUCAGGUGUCUACGCACUGUCUCUCCACCCAACCCUUGACAUUCUCGUUACCUCGGGGCGGGACGCUUCAGCAAGAGUGUGGGACAUGCGAACGAAAGCGCAGAUUCAUGUGCUCUCUGGUCAUACAGCGACCGUAGCGGACGUGAAGUGCCAAGAAUCAGAUCCUCAGGUCAUUACCGGAUCCAUGGAUUCCACAGUUCGACUGUGGGACUUGGCAGCGGGCAAAACCAUGGUGACUUUGACUCACCACAAGAAAUCAGUUCGCGCUCUCGCAAUCCACCCAACGGAAUACUCUUUCGCUUCAGCAUCAGCAGGUGGCAACAAUAUCAAGAAGUGGAAAUGUCCCGAAGGAACGUUCGUGUUCAACUUUAGUGGACACAACGCCAUCAUCAAUACACUCUCCGUGAACUCGGAGGGAGUUUUCUUCUCUGGCGGUGACAAUGGGACUUUGACGUUAUGGGAUUACGACACUGGUACCGCGUUCCAACAUAUGGAUGAUAUCCCACAGCCGGGUUCCCUCGAGGCAGAAGCGGGCGUUUUCUGUUCGACAUUCGAUAUGACGGGAACACGUCUGAUCACGGGUGGUGCGGACAAGACCAUCAAGGUGUAUGCAGAGCAGGCGCAAUAGAGUGUACUUGUGCUCUAGUUGUUGAUGUAUUGUAUGUAUAUUCGCUCUAUUGUAGCUUUUAUUCUAGCGUGUGCAGGGAAGUUCUGUUAUUGCUGAAUGGCCGAUGCUCUGACCGGAAAUGUAUGCGCAAUGUUCAGGGCCUUCAUGGUAGGUUGCUAUCGUUUUCAGAUUAACCACGUCUGUCUCCAGAAUCGGUGCGUCGUUGCUUCGCACUCAUUCGACUCAAGACCUCAUGGGCUUGGUUUAAACUCGGUGGAUAUACUCGGUGAUUGCGUACCCCCUUUCUAAGGAUAGCGCUUCUGAAGUUCUCUUACAAAGACUCUUAGGCAGCCCUCAGUCGCAUAUAUGUAUCAGUGAAGAUUCAGACCUCCCACGGCAUGGCCUCGUCUCACAUAAUCAUGCAUUGUAUUGUGGAGACUUCGCAAGCAUCUUCCUGGCCCCUUUCAUCCGCUAAUUCCCACCUUUCGCCCGUCUCUCCUGUUCCUUAAUUCCUGUGAGGUAUUCGCCAAGGAUCGGGCACAUCAUGGUGCAGCGCUAUAUAAAUAAAUGGGCUGGGAGUAAUACAGCAAGCCCUGCGUUGUAUACAUGAGAACAUUCAUAGUCGCGCUAAAACUAUCAAGCUACCUGCUGUUCUGUC
Molecule: messenger RNA, 2089 nt
Organism: Somion occarium
Lineage: Eukaryota; Fungi; Basidiomycota; Agaricomycetes; Polyporales; Cerrenaceae
Source: the annotation of a GenBank genome assembly